This is a messenger RNA of Magnolia sinica, 2541 nucleotides long. Its product is annotated as pentatricopeptide repeat-containing protein At2g13600-like. Lineage: Eukaryota; Viridiplantae; Streptophyta; Magnoliopsida; Magnoliales; Magnoliaceae. The transcript has a single exon. The coding region runs from base 1 to 2541 and encodes 846 amino acids. The record is from RefSeq and is a predicted model, not a curated record. Gene Ontology annotation, molecular function: protein binding; RNA binding. Gene Ontology annotation, biological process: RNA modification.
AUGCUUACGGUAGAGAGAUCCAUGUUGAAAUCCUUUGGUAGUAGUAGUCUCAAGAACUUCAAGGUGCAUACCAAAGGUAUUAUGUCCGUUCAUGCCAAUUUCAUCAAAACCUCUCUCAUUCUCGAUCCCUCCAUCCAAACCGACCUCCUCCUGUUUUACUUAAAGUCUGACUUUCUUGUCCAUGCCCGUAUCAUGUUCGACGAAAUGCACCAUAGAAAUCCAAUCGUCGAAUCGGCUAUGAUCAGCGCACUUUCUAAAGUGGGUCGCACCUCAGAUGCUCGCCGGCUCUUCGAAAGCAUCAAAGACCCCGAUGUAGCUUGCUGGAAUGCCAUGAUUUCCGGGUACGCCCGUAACAGUUAUGACCCGGAAGGACUAAAACUUUUUGCGGAAUUUCAAAUUUCUGCCACCGACCCAAAUGAGUUUACGUUGUCGAACAUAUUUUCGUUCUGUAGAAAUGUCAAUGCGUUGGAAGAAGGCAAGCAAAUUCAUGCUUUUGUAAUUAAAAAGAGGUUAGCUACUGAUGUUGCAGCCAGCAAUUCUCUGAUAAAUUUGUAUUUCAAAUGCGGGUGUGUCGAUGAUGCGGAACAAGUUCUUGCUCGUAUGCCAGAGAAAGAUGUGUACACAUGGACAGCCAUGGUUUCUGGUUACGCUCAGAAUGGUAGAAUUGAAGAAGCCACUGCAUUUUUUGAAGCAAUGCCUUGGAGAAACACAGUGUCUUGGAAUUCGAUUAUCAACGCUCAUCAACAGGAAGGAAAUGACAUUAAGGCACUGGAAUUGUUUGGUAAGAUGGUAAGAGAAGGAGAACUUCCCAACAAAUCGACAUUUGCCACGGUUCUCAAAGGCUGUGCAACCUUGCAAGAUUUGGAUAUGGGUAAGGGAGUUCAUUGUCGAGCGAUGAAAUCAGCAAAGGAAUCUGAUGUUUUCGUGGGAAGCACAUUGGUUGACAUGUAUGCAAAAUGUGGCGACUUAGCAGACGCCCAAUUGGCUUUUGAUGAGAUAACGGGCCAUAGCGUCGUUUCAUGGUCUGUCCUAUUGGCUGGUUAUUUACAAAAUGGAGAACUCGCUAGAGCAGUGGGUAUUUUCAUUCAAAUGCCUGAGAAAAAUGUGGUUUCAUGGAAUGUUAUGAUCGCGGGUCAUGUGCAGAAUGGGCUGCCAGACAACGCAUUUGUUCUUUUCAUUGACAUGAUCAAGGCUGGCGAGAAACCAAACCAUUUCACGCUGUCAAGCCUCCUGAGUGGAUGUUCAUCUCCUCAAUAUACGAAAAAGGGAAAGAAACUUCAUGGGUACACAGUGAAAACAGGUUUUGAGUCAGAUACUUCAAUAGGGAAUUCUUUGAUAACCAUGUAUGGAGAACAGAGAAAAAUCAAAGAUGCUCUUUUGGUCUUCCAGUUCAUGCCUCAGCAUGAUGUUGUCUCAUGGACAGCUGCGGUUGCUGCUCACAUAACAAAUCAGGAAACAGAUGGAGCUCGUCGAAUCUUUGAUAGAAUGCCUUGGAAGAAUCUUAUUACUUGGAAUACAAUGAUCUUUGGAUACCUACAAAAUGGGAAAACCACCACUUUGAAUCCUCAAAAUAGGAUGGAAAAGCUAUCACAUUCUGUCGAGGAUGCAUUAGUGCUCUUCUAUGAUAUGGAGCGUUCUGAGAUAAAACCAGAUCAUUUCACCUACAACUGCGCUCUGAGUGCCUGUGCUAGUAUCGGAGCUCUUCAGCGAGCAAGAUCAAUACAUGCCAAAACCAUAAAUAGAGGUUUUGAAGUGGAUGUAGGAGUGGCGAAUGCACUUAUCACUAUCUAUGGUAAGUGCGGAAAUUUAAGUGAUGCAGAAAAGAUAUUUAAUGGUAUGACCAAACCAGACACGAUAUCAUGGAAUGCCCUUAUAACAGGAUAUGCACAGAACGGGCUAGGAGAAGAGGUUUUGGAACUCUAUGACAGAAUGCAGAAAUCGGGAAUCGACCCCAAUCAUGUAACAUACAUCAGUAUACUUUCAGCUUGUAGUUACAUGGGAUUGGUUGAAAAGGGAAAGGAAUACUUCUAUGGGAUGAGUAGAGACCAUGGCAUUACUCCCACUAAAGACCACUAUGCUUGUAUGGUGGAUCUUCUUGGACGUGCAGGCUGUCUUCAUGAAGCUGAAGAUUUCAUCAUAAACAUGCCUAUCAAACCAGAUUCUGUUGUGUGGGGCGCGUUGCUUGGAGCCUGCAAAAUCCAUGGUGAUCCUGUUGUUGGUAGAAGAGCAGCGGAGGAGAUCUUUUGUGUGGAGCCGGAGAAUUCUGCUGCUUAUAUAAUGCUAUCUAAUAUUUUUGCAGCUGUGGGGAUGUGGGAAGAUGUAGCGAAAGUAAGAACAGCGAUGAAAGAGAAGCGGCUUGUAAAGGAACCCGGGUGCAGCUGGAUUGAGAUCCUAGGCUGCAAGCAUUCGUUCCUGGCCAGAGACAGAUGCCAAUCACAAACGGAUUCUGUUUAUGCUGCACUCUGGAGCCUCUACAGUAACAUGACAGAAGAAGGAUAUGUACAUGAUUCAGGAAUUAUUGCACUCGACUUAGAUGACUAA